This is a messenger RNA of Aureococcus anophagefferens, 1315 nucleotides long. RefSeq lists its product as hypothetical. Lineage: Eukaryota; Pelagophyceae; Pelagomonadales; Pelagomonadaceae. The record is from RefSeq and is a predicted model, not a curated record. Bases 333 to 1223 code for a protein of 296 amino acids. The transcript has a single exon. Gene Ontology annotation, biological process: mRNA catabolic process; negative regulation of translation. Gene Ontology annotation, cellular component: CCR4-NOT complex; CCR4-NOT core complex; P-body.
UGAUCAAGCCGGUCGGGUGGUUGAGUCGCGCGCUGCGCCCCCCGGAGGUCCUUGGUGACGCCCCACUAGCUAGACGCGCGGCGCGGCGUCCGCGGGUGUCCGAGAGCGCCCUUACUAGGCCCCCGCAUGCCCAGUCCUGCGGAUGGUUUUCCUAUGGCGCGCGAGAGAGGCCGGCGCGCUGGGGGGGGCGCGCGCUGCGAAGCGCGCGCCGCCGGUCUAUACGACCGACCGCCCGGCGCGUCCGGAAUCGCGAGAAGUACAAAGGGAGGGCCGCGCGCGCGCCCCGGUCGCGCGGCCCCGGGAUUCACGCCUCGCGGCACAGGCGCGUCGACAUGGGGGAGAAGUCCGUCGAGGAGCUGUACCCGCUGGUGCUCCAGCUGACGGUGCCCGACUCGCCGGAGCACCGCGAGUCGGCGCUCCUCGAGCUGAGCAAGAAGCGCGAGACGUUCACGGACCUCGCGCCGAUCUUGUGGCACAGCUUCGGGACCAUGGGCACGCUGCUCCAGGAGAUCGUGUCCAUCUACCCCAUGCUGAGCCCGCCGAACCUGACGGCCCACGCGUCGAACCGGGUCUGCAACGCCUUGGCGCUCUUGCAGUGCGUCGCGUCGCACCCGGAGACGCGGGGCCUCUUCCUCAACGCGCACGUGCCCCUCUACCUCUACCCCUUCCUGAACACGGUGUCCAAGAACCGGCCCUUCGAGUACCUGCGGCUGACGUCGUUGGGCGUCGUCGGCGCGCUCGUGAAGAUGGACGACAGUGACGUCAUCAACUUCCUGCUGCAGACCGAGAUCAUCCCGCUGUGCCUCCGCAUCAUGGAGACGGGCAGCGAGCUGUCGAAGACCGUGGCGACCUUCAUCGUCCAGAAGAUCCUCCUCGACGACAUGGGCCUCAACUACGUCUGCGCGACGGCCGAGCGCUUCUACGCCGUGUCCACGGUCCUGGCGAACAUGGUGCUCACGCUCGUCGAGCAGCCGUCGAUCCGCCUCCUCAAGCACAUCGUGCGCUGCUACCUGCGCCUCAGCGACAACCUAAGGGCGCGGGAGGCCCUGCGCCAGUGCCUCCCCGAGAGCCUCCGCGACCAUACGUUCGCGGGACACAUCAAGGACGACCUCACGGUCAAGCGCUGGCUCAGCUCCCUCCUCUACAACAUCUCCGAGCAGGCCGUCAUCGACGCCGCCGGCGCGAACAACGGCUCCGCGGGCGGCGCGCCGCUCUCCGGGUGAGCCGCCGCCGGCCGUUCCCGUGUUUCGACCUUCGACCGCCCGCGCGCUUCCGUCUUUGUUCUCCGUGUCUCCUGGCCAGACCUAAAACUAGC